Molecule: messenger RNA, 762 nt
Organism: Perca flavescens (yellow perch)
Lineage: Eukaryota; Metazoa; Chordata; Actinopteri; Perciformes; Percidae
Product: galactose-specific lectin nattectin-like
Exons: 8
Coding region: 205-762 (185 amino acids)
Source: RefSeq, a predicted model, not a curated record
UUAACACCCUGUUAAAUAUCAAGUCUUUACCUGCGUCAUUGCAUGAACUGUCAAUCAUGAUUAAGACCACUCCCCUUUCUAAGGUAUAUAAGUGACUCUCUUUUCCCUCCAAACCAAACCAAACCAGGCAGUACAAAGAUUACUGAUUGACAGUCAUCAGCUUGUUCUUCUCCUCUGUGUCAGCCAAUCACCACCUCAGCAAAGAUGACAUCAGUCUUUCCAUUAGCUUUGUUGCUCUGUUUGUCCAGCGGACUGUUGACUGCAUAUGGUGCACCUUGCUGCCCUUCUGGUUGGACUCAGUUAGACUCUCGCUGUUUCGCUUUCUACAUCCAGACAAAGACCUGGUCUGAUGCAGAGACCUUCUGCAUCGCUGCUGGUGGGAAUCUGGCUUCCAUCCACUCAGAUGCGGAACAUGGAUUCCUCAAAGACUUCAUUAACCAAGCGACCGGUGCACAGACAACUGCCUGGAUCGGAGGCACCGACGCAGUGAAGGAGGGUACGUGGUUCUGGUCUGAUGGAUCCAACUUAGACUACACAAGCUGGAAUGGGGGGGAGCCUAACAACCUCGGAGAGGAGAACUGUCUUGAGAUGAACUGGGGUGGAGAAAACUGGAACGACGCAGGUUGUAUCUACCAGGCUUCUUUCGUGUGCUCCAAGAGCACAUUCUUCAAUGCAGGGCAGCCUGACAACGCCAGUGGAGCCGAUAACUGUCUUGAGAUGAAAUUUGAAGCAAACUGGAACAACUGGGCUUGUGCCAACUAG